Molecule: messenger RNA, 3139 nt
Organism: Telopea speciosissima
Lineage: Eukaryota; Viridiplantae; Streptophyta; Magnoliopsida; Proteales; Proteaceae
Exons: 25
Coding region: 208-3057 (949 amino acids)
Source: RefSeq, a predicted model, not a curated record
UCUCGAACCCUACGGCCUAUGCCCGACUUCUCCCGAUUUCCCGUGGUAAGUGAACCCACCACUCCACUGUCUUGAGCUCGCCGAUCCUCUCCUUUCUCUCUCUUCCACCCUUAUUUUCCCUAAUCUUCGCAAGAUCUCCCUCCAAAAGCUUAAAUUUCCGCCAUUGAAACCUUAUUCUUCUUGUCCUGAUCUGUAAUUUGGUUAAGGAUGGAUUGCAGAUCAAAUUUCCCUAAGUUGAAGUUCGUCUGUCGGACGGUCUUCUCUCUGCAACUCAUCUUAUUGCUUUUUCUGUUCCUAGCAACCAGGUCGUAUGGAUCUCGUAAAACGGGGAUGUCAUCAGUAUUUUCCUUAUUUAAUCUUAAAGAGAAGAGCAGAUUCUGGAGUGAGGCUGUGUUACGUGGUGAUUUUGAUGACUUGGAAAAUUCAGGAUCCUCAAGCCAUGGCAAGAUGGGUGUUUUCAAUUACACCAAGGCAGGUAACAUUGCAAAUUAUCUGAAGCUUUUGGAAGUUGAAUCCAUUUAUCUGCCAGUCCCCGUGAAUUUCAUUUUCAUAGGGUUUGAAGGGAAAGGGAACCACGAGUUCAAGCUAGGUCCUGAAGAACUGGAGCGUUGGUUCACGAAAAUUGAUCACAUUUUUGAACAUACAAGGGUUCCACAUAUUGGAGAGGAGCUCACCCCAUUUUACAAGAUUAGUGUAGACAAAGCACAACGUCACCAUCUUCCAAUUAUCAGUCACAUUAAUUACAAUUUCUCAGUUCAUGCCAUACAGAUGGGAGAAAGAGUUACUUCUGUUCUUGAGCACGCCAUAAAAGUUCUUUCCCGCAAGGAUAAUGUAUCUGAUACUAGGGAUGGUGGAGAUAUUCUUUGGCAAGUGGAUAUUGAUAUUAUGGAUUCUCUUUUUACCAAUCUUGUGGAAUAUCUUCAACUUGAGAAUGCAUAUAAUAUUUUCAUCUUGAAUCCCAAACGUGAAUCAUCAAGAGCUAAAUAUGGCUAUAGGAGAGGCUUAUCUGAGUCAGAAAUUAGUUUCCUUAAGGAGGAUAAGGGUUUGCAGGCCAGAAUUCUCCAGUCGAGAAGCAACGAGGAAGCUAUAUUUUCUCUUGAUAAGAUUAAGAGACCUCUGUAUGAAAAGCAUCCCAUGACGAAAUUUGCUUGGACAGCUACUGAGGACGUUGAUACAAUAGAGUGGUCAAAUAUAUGCCUAGAUUCAUUGAAUAAUGUUGAGAAGUUAUAUCAAGGGAAGGACACUGCUGAUAUCAUUUAUAGCAAACUUGCACAGUUGUUGAAUGGGAAGAACGAAGAUGUGAAACUCCUUUUGGAAAAGGAGUUGAAAGCUGGGGAAAUAUCUGGUCUUCACUCAGAGUGUCUCACAGAUACAUGGAUUGGAAGGGAUAGGUGGGCGUUCAUUGAUUUGAGUGCAGGUCCUUUCUCAUGGGGUCCUGCUGUUGGUGGGGAAGGUGUGCGCACAGAACUUAGUUUGCCGAAUGUGGAAAAGACUAUCGGUGCUGUGGCAGAAAUUUCUGAAGAUGAAGCUGAAAAUCGCUUGCAAGAUGCAAUUCAAGAAAAGUUUGCUGUUUUUGGUGAUAAAGAUCAUCAAGCGAUUGAUAUCCUUUUGGCAGAGAUUGAUAUAUAUGAGCUUUUUGCUUUCAAACAUUGCAAGGGAAGAAAGUCUAAGCUUGCUCUCUGCGAAGAGCUUGAUGAAAGGAUGCGGGAUUUGAAAAAUGAACUCCAGUCCUUUGAGGGUGAGGAAUUUGAUGAAAACCAUAAGAGAAAGGCUGUGGAGGCAUUAAAACGAAUGGAGAGCUGGAAUUUAUUCAGUGAUACUUCUGAGGAGUUCCGAAAUUAUACCGUUGCACGUGAUACUUUCCUUGCACAUUUAGGUGCUACAUUGUGGGGAUCUCUCAGGCACAUUAUUUCACCUUCAAUUGCCGAUGGCGGAUACCACUAUUAUGAGAAGAUAUCAUUUCAAUUAUUUUUCAUUACACAGGAGAAAGUUAGAAAUAUUAAACAAAUACCUGUGGAUCUCAAAGCUCUCAUGGACGGGCUAUCAUCAAUGAUGUUACCUUUUCAAAAAGCUAUGUUUAGUCCGCACAUGUUUCCCCUUUCAGAAGAUCCUGCUUUGGCAAUGGCCUUCUCAGUAGCACGGCGUGCAGCAGCUGUCCCACUAUUGCUUGUCAAUGGAACUUACCGGACAACUAUCCGUUCCUAUCUUGACUCCUCUAUCCUACAGCACCAGUUACAGAGGCUGAAUGAUCAUGGCUCACUUAAAGGAACACAUGCACAUAGCAGGUCUACGCUGGAAGUUCCCAUCUUUUGGUUUAUACAUAAGGAUCCACUAUUAGUCGACAAACAUUAUCAAGCAAAGGCACUUUCUGACAUGGUCAUUGUUGUCCAGUCGGAACCUUCAUCCUGGGAAAGCCAUCUGCAGUGCAAUGGGCGAUCACUGUUAGUGGACUUGAGGAGACCUGUAAAAGCUGCCUUGGCUGCGACCGCUGAACAUCUAGCUGGUUUGCUGCCCCUUCACCUGGUAUACAGUCAAGCCCAUGAAACUGCAAUUGAGGACUGGAUAUGGUCGGUGGGAUGCAACCCAUUAUCCAUUACUUCUCAAGGCUGGCACAUCUCUCAGUUCCAGUCUGAUACGAUUGCUCGAAGCUACAUCAUCACAACUCUUGAUGAGUCGAUAAAACUUGUUAAUUCAGCCAUUCAUCGUCUAGUCAUGGAGCAUACAACUGCACGGACUUUUAAGCUCUUCCAAUCUCAAGAGCGUGAGCUAAUAAACAAAUAUAAGUCUGUUGUUGGGCUCUGGAGAAGAAUUUCAACUGUUACUGGGGAGUUGCGGUAUCCAGAUGCUGUGAGACUGCUAUAUACUCUGGAGGAUGCAUCCAAAGGGUUUGUUGAUUAUGUAAACGCAACUGUAGCUCUACUGCAUCCAAUCCACUGCACCAAAGAGAGGAAAGUUCAGGUAGAGAUAGACAUGACUACAAUCCCAGCAUUCUUAGUUGUUAUUGGCAUUCUUUGGUUUGUGCUUAGGCCAAGGCGGCCUAAGCCCAAAAUUAACUGAGUAGUGGCUCUGCAGGGAUGUUGUAUCUGAGCUGGUUAGCUAAGCAGUAGUUUUUUCUUUUUCAUUGAAACAAAAAUUUUGC